AUGAAGUUCAUUAUAGUUGAGGUGUUUACAGUAAUAUACGUAUUACAAAUAGCCAGAGCUGUAGAUUACCAUCAUCAUCAACAUCUUCCAGACCAAGCAGAGCAUCAGAAGAAACCUGUAAUCCCAAUUUUGAAAUACGAAACAGAACAAGACCAGAAAAGUUGGAGAUAUAGUUAUGAAACUGGAAAUGGAAUUCAUUCCGAAGAAGAAGGUUUUAUCAAGAAUUUUGGGAACGAAAAACACGAAUCGGUAGUUCAGCAAGGUUCUGUAACUUACCAUGAUGAACACGGUAACCCUAUCACUCUGACUUAUAUAGCUGAUGAGCAUGGAUUUAGAGCACAGGGUGAGCAUCUUCCUACAACUCCACCAAUACCAGAAGCCAUUCUAAGAACCGUAGAAGAAGGAUAUCAAGAAGAGCAGCAGCCUGUUGAGGAAAGUCCAGUAGUUGAUGGAGAAAAAACUGAAUAUGGACAAGAUACUCAUGAGCAAUCACAAUCUUAUAUAGAUGCACAGUCAGCAGAUUUGAAACAAUUUUUAUAUCUAAAUGGUGAAGCACACAAUCCACACAUAGGAUUUAAUAAACGUAAUGAUCAUGACUAA
Messenger RNA from Diorhabda sublineata, 600 nucleotides. RefSeq names its product endocuticle structural glycoprotein SgAbd-2-like. NCBI's taxonomy places the organism in Eukaryota, Metazoa, Arthropoda, Insecta, Coleoptera, Chrysomelidae. Gene Ontology annotation, molecular function: structural constituent of chitin-based larval cuticle. Gene Ontology annotation, cellular component: chitin-based extracellular matrix. The transcript is spliced from 4 exons. The record is from RefSeq and is a predicted model, not a curated record. The coding region runs from base 1 to 600 and encodes 199 amino acids.